Molecule: messenger RNA, 4902 nt
Organism: Coniophora puteana RWD-64-598 SS2
Lineage: Eukaryota; Fungi; Basidiomycota; Agaricomycetes; Boletales; Coniophoraceae
Product: Piwi-domain-containing protein
Exons: 19
Coding region: 67-2997 (976 amino acids)
Molecular function (GO): protein binding; RNA binding
Source: RefSeq, a predicted model, not a curated record
AUCGUGUCCCUCCGCGUCUCGCCUUUCUUCCUGUCCGCCUUCUCCCACUAGAACAAGACACGACACAUGAGUUAUCGAGGCGAUCGAGGACGAGGAGGUGACAGAGGUAGAGGCAGAGGCGAGUUCCGUGGUGGUGCUCCCCGCGGACGAGGUGAUGGGGGUGGUGGUGGUGGUGGUGGACGGGGUUACGACCGGGGCGGUGGCCCCCCGCGAGGACGAGGCGAGUUUAGAGGGGAGUACCGAGGCCGUGGUGGCGAUCGUGGCAGAGGCAGAGGUGGUCCUCCUCGUGAGCCGGCUGGCGUCUUCUCUCCGGGCACCACCGCGAACAUAGAUCAGCGCAUCGCAGACGACUCGGACAAGGCACUCAUCGCUGCGUUCAAAUCGCUCGCCAUCCGGGAGAGCGACGACGUCCCCUUGCGGCCGGGCUUCGGAACUGCCGGCACCCAGAUCAAGCUUCGCACCAACUUCUUCCCCGUGCGUGUGCCCAAAGGUCCUCUCUAUGAGUAUGAUGUCCAGAUCAGCCCCACCGCGGGGACUGCGAUCAAGCGAGUCAAGCGACGCAUCUUCGAGCUCGCUGAGCAGACACCCACGUGGCAGCAGGCGCAAAUGCGUGGAAGGGUGGCCCACGACAGUAGCGCCAAGCUCAUCUCUUCGUUCAAGCUCCCCGAACCACUCCAGGUCGCCGUGCCUUUCUACGACGAAGACGAAGAGGGCCCGCCCGCUGAAGGCGGGAAAACCUACACCCUGACGAUCAAGUAUAUUCAGGAUAUCGACACCACAAAUUUGACGAGCUACUUAAACGGAGAGCCCAACUACAAAAACUAUGAUAUACUGCCCGUUGUCACCGCUCUAAACAUCAUCUUGGCCGCUCACCCUCUACGGAACGGCGUCGUCGUGGGUCGCAACAAGUACUUCUUCCGCUCAGCAGCCCAGCCAUUCAGUCUCGGCGGGGGCUUGGAGGCAUGGAAAGGCUUUUAUUCAUCUGUUCGCCCAUCGCAUAAGCAGCUCAUGGUCAACGUCAACGUUUGCACAACGGCGUUCUACACUCCUGGUAAUCUCGCCGAAGCCAUGCUUAACUUCCAAAACUCCAGCUUCGGUGCUCGAAUGAGCGCGUUUGCCAAGGGCGUCCGAGUCAAGACACAACAUCUCGGAUAUCGCAAGACGGUCAAGGGGGUUGCUCAUCAGAAUGCCCGCCAGUAUCGCUUCAAUUGCGAUGAGAUGGGAGGACGUCAGGUUACGGUAGAGGAGUACUUCGCAUCACGAUACCAAAUCAAACUACAGUAUCCCGAGCUCCCCCUCGUUGAUGUUGGCGGAGGCAAGAAAAAGAACCUCCUCCCAGCCGAGGUUUGCGACAUCCUCCCCAACCAGGCGUUCCGUGGGAAGCUCACCGAGGAGCACACAGCAAACAUGAUCACCUUCGCGUGCCAGCCUCCCAAUGUCAACGCCACCGCCAUCACCACCAGGGGUCUGCCGGAGCUCGGCUUCUCAGGGCAGCAGACCGCACCCCUCCUGAACGCCUUCGGUGUCUCCAUCAGCGACCAAAUGGCCGUCGUGCCAGGCCGCAUCCUCCCCUCUCCGGCGCUACGCUACGCGGGGAACAACGCUCCGCAAGUCGACAACCGCGCCUCGUGGAACCUGCGCGGGGUCAAAUUUGCCGUCGGGGCGCGGCUCAACCAGCUCGCGGUGCUCGAGAUCAAGGACGGCAACAACCGGGACGAGUUCGCGGACCCGGACUCGCUCCACGAUGUCAUCUCGGGCUUCCAGCGCAUGUGCAUCACAUCCGGCGUUCAGAUCCAGAACCAGAAGUACACUCUCGCGCAGGCGCGCCUGCCGCGCAAGAACGCGGCGGAUCUGCUCAGGCGGGACGCGAUCAGCGUGAUCCGGACGACGGUGAUGGAGUCGUUCAAGCCCAAGCCGACGCUCAUCCUGGUCUUGCUCUCGAGCAGCGACCACGCGAUCUACGAUGGCAUCAAGCAUCUGUGCGACGUGUAUCUGGGCGUGGCGACCGUCUGCGUACACGCGGCGAAGAUCAAGAAGGGCCAGCCGCAGUACUAUGCGAACGUCGCCCUCAAGGUGAACAUGAAGCUCGGGGGCGUGAACCACAAGCUGGACGAUAGUGGUCCGACGAGCCGCUGGUUGAUGCAGCAGCCUACGAUGAUCGUUGGUAUGGAUGUCACGCAUCCUGGGCCCGGGAGCAUCAAGGGGACCCCUUCGAUCGCAGCUGUGGUAGCGAGCUGCGAUUCCAACUUUUCGCAGUACCCUGCCAGUCUCGAGAUCCAAGAAUCGCGAAAGGAGAUGAUAACUAACCUCAAGAACAUGAUGAUCGAGAGACUUGACCUGUUCAGGAAACGCAAUGGCAACAAACUCCCGCAGCGAAUCAUUGUCUACCGCGACGGUGUUGCCGAGGGUCAAUUCAACAUCGUCCGCCUGGAGGAGCUACCCGAGAUCAAGGCGGCCUUCCGCAAAUACGACCAGGCCAAGGCACCGUACAUGCCCAAGGUCUCCAUCAUCAUCUGCGGCAAACGCCAUCACACGCGGUUCUUCCCCACGCAGCCCAACGACGCCGCCCAGGACGGAAAUCCCAAGCCCGGCACAGUAGUCGAUCGCGGUGUUACUGCCAUCUACGAAUUCGACUUCUUCCUCCAGGCCCACGGAGGCCUCCAAGGCACGACCCGCCCAACGCACUACUACGUCGUGCACGACGAGAACAAGUUCGAGGCGGACAACCUGCAGGGCAUCACCAACGCGCUCUCGUACAUGUUCUCGCGCGCCACCAAGGCCGUCUCGCUCGUCUCGCCCGCGUACUACGCCGACAUCGCGUGCGAGCGCGGCAGGUGCUACCUCCGCAAGCUGCUCACCGGCUCCGCGGACGGCACGGCCACGGGCACCGGAUCGGGGUCCGCCGCGGCGGAGGCGAACGUUGCGCACGAGGCGGAGCAGCUCUGGCAUGGCGGAGUGAGGAACGAUGCGCUCAAGGACUCGAUGUUUUAUCUCUGAGGCUGCGUGGGUUAGUGGUUCACGUAUGUAAAGUAAAUUUAGUGUUAGGAUGGCUGGGAACCAUCGACUUUUGGAUCGGUUUUCAAGUUUUCGGGCCUUGAGGAGUAAAACUGACUCGAGGCCGUGCUUUGUAGUUUGCUUUCGAUUGUCGUUUAUACGAGCGGCGCUUGUGUAUAUCGCACCAUCAUGUAUAUGUACACGAGGAGGAACAAUCAGAACAUGUAAUUAUACACAUCACCUCGGGCGCUUGAUCUUGAUCGUACACAUACACCUUCGAGAGCUUCUAGAGGGAAACAACCUCCCUACACACCGAUACACACGCCAUUGACCAGCAUCAAUGCCAAUCAGCAAGCCUCGCCAUCGCAGCCUCAUAUUCCAUCUUCACACAUUCUUCUACCUUCCUUCCCCGCGGAACCACCCUACACCCAAAGCUCACAGGCCGUGAGUUAAACCCGUUGGUGUAGUCCCACGGAUCGGGCAGCAUCGGCUCCCCCGUGCGCUCGUCCGCGAGCGGAGAGAUCGUGAACCCCCACAGGACGCGCGCGACGUUGAUGAAGAGCGAGUUGAGGGAGAGGUGCAUGCCCGGGCAGAUGCGCCGGCCCCAGCCGAAGGGGAGAUCGAACGCGCCGGGCUCUGUGCGCGGGUGCGCGGUCGGGGCGAGGAAGCGCUCCGGGGAGAAGGUGUCGGGGGAGGGGAACAUGGCGGGGUCGUGCAUGAUUCCCCUAAGGCGUCGGGUGGGACGCGUGGAGAUGAGGGGUGCGCGUUAACGAGCUGACGGGUAUGAAGAUACGCGGGGACGGUGCUCACGCCAGGUUGGCGAAAACAGUCGACCCUUUUGGGAUGUGCAUCCCCUCGUAAUAGUCAUCCGCAGUGACCGCGUGAGGUGUCCCACCGAGGACGGCCACAGGACGCCAUCGUAACGCCUCAUUGACGAUGGCAUUAAUGUAUGGUAGGUUCUGCUUGUCGCUAAAGUCAGGCAUGCGGUCAGGGCCAACCACGGCGUCAAGCUCGGCUUGCGCCUUCUUCAUCACUUCAGGGAAGUGAAGCAUCGCGAGAAAGAACGUGCUCAAUGUCCCGGCGGUCGUCUCGAUACCAGCACCAAACGGCGACGACACCGCAUACGCGAUCUCCAGCUCAGACAUCCCGUUCUUAGGCAUCUCGUUGAUCGUCUGAGACGCGAGGCAGUCACGGAUGCUGCCGUCGGCAAUGCGGACCUUGACGUCGUCCAGAAGAUACAUGUAGAGCUUGAUGUCGCGCUGCCGCUGCACUUCGGGCUCUGCGCGGAACCAUUGUAGGCAUUUCGGAAGGUGGAGUAGCCAUGGCCAUGACUCGACGAUGUAUUUUCCCGGGAUGCUGAAGCUUGUCAAAUAGUCCAUGGCCUCGUUGUUCUCCUUGACAAUCCACUCGUCGAUGCUGUUCACUCGCCGUCCGUAUGACAUGGACACAACGACGCUUGCGGCGUAUCUUUGCAAGUGUCUCUCCCAAUGCUCAGGGUCCGUCAGGAGCUGAUACAUAGCCACCUUCGACUCAAGACUCUGGACCUCCUGGUACGUAUCGGCCUUGCGCGCAUGAAGACCCGAGUGAAGCACUUUUCGCCACCUCCGCCAGGCGUCAUUGUUGGGCAGCAUCAGGCCGCGUCGAUUAUCCGAGAGGAUUUCGCCCGCGACGACAAAACGCGGCCUGCUCGAGUAAAUAUCCGAGCGCUUCUCUAGUAGGUCCCAUGCUGCCUGCGCCGUGCCCAGGACUAUGACUGGGGUACGACCAAGGAAGAGAGAUACGACCGGACCGUACUCUCCGUUCCAUUCAGCGAACUUCCUCCAGGGUUUGACAGCAGGUAGCUGAUGUCUGUUGCCGAUCCAAGGGAGACCGACAGGGCCUGGAGGCAUGGAGCGUCUACGGAUGAAC